Molecule: messenger RNA, 669 nt
Organism: Penicillium soppii
Lineage: Eukaryota; Fungi; Ascomycota; Eurotiomycetes; Eurotiales; Aspergillaceae
Product: ribonuclease P Rpr2/Rpp21/SNM1 subunit
Exons: 1
Coding region: 1-669 (222 amino acids)
Biological process (GO): tRNA processing
Cellular component (GO): nucleolar ribonuclease P complex
Source: RefSeq, a predicted model, not a curated record
AUGGCAAAAGCAAAAGAAAAAGCAAAAGUAGCCAAGAAAGAAAACAAAAAUACCUUGAGCCAUAUUCGAGCCCGUCUGAACUACCUGCACCAAGCUGCUGCCUAUCUGCAGGGCAAAUCCACAGAGCAAAAGAGUCAUAAUGUAACUCAAGCAGCUCAUGAAGCACCCAACGACAAAUUGGCAUAUGUCCAAGCGUGCUCAAAUGACAUUCGUCAAAAGCCAGAGCCCCAACAGCGGGCUCCUCCGAUGGACCGAAAUAACGCCAAAGAACCAUUGGGCAAUCUUUCAAGAGUGUGCGUAUCGCAUUUGCGCGAUGUCGCAAUGAAGACCCAGAUUCGGUUGCCCGUCACUUUGAAGAGAUCAUUGUGCAAGCGCUGUGCUAUAAUUCUUACUCCUGGGGUGACCUGCUCACAUGAGACCCGGAACGAGAGUCGCGGCGGCAAGAAACCAUGGGCCGAUGUAUUGAUUGUCCGUUGCCUCGCUUGCGGCACUGAGAAGCGAUUUCCGCAGACGGAUAAACGUGCAAAGAAGCUUGUACAGCGUCGUCAGGAAAAGGAGGCCGCUUUGUCGCAGAAUGACCCAAGAGUGGACUCUUCAUCGGCGGCGUUGAAAGGGGAAGGUGUCAAUGACCAGCAUGCGUCAACUGUAAACCCCUCACCAGGAGCUUGA